Talpa occidentalis (Iberian mole) is the source of this 2237-nucleotide messenger RNA. It is a transcript of the gene JMJD8, whose product is annotated as jumonji domain containing 8. The transcript is spliced from 9 exons. Bases 1 to 786 code for a protein of 261 amino acids. Gene Ontology annotation, cellular component: cytoplasm. Lineage: Eukaryota; Metazoa; Chordata; Mammalia; Eulipotyphla; Talpidae. The record is from RefSeq and is a predicted model, not a curated record.
AUGGCGGCGGGAGCGCGGGCGCUGCUGGCGCUGCUGGCGCUGCUGGGGCUCUGCUCGCCGGCGCGGCCCGGGCCCUCGGGCGACGGCGGGUGGCGGGGGCGCGGCCCGGGGGCGCCGGCCGAGGAGCAGCGCUGCACCGUGGAGCGCCGGCCCGGCCUCACCCACGCCGAGUUCGCGCAGCGCUACGCCUUCUCCAGGCCCGUGGUCCUGCCCGCGCUCACGGACAACUCGCGGUUCCGCGCCCUGUGCUCCCGCGAGCGGCUGCUGGCCGCGUUCGGCGACCGCGUGGUCCGCCUGAGCACCGCCAACACCUACUCCUACCGCAAAGUGGACCUGCCCUUCCAGGAGUACGUGGAGCGGCUGCUGCGGCCCCAGGACCCCGCCUCGCUGGGCAACGACACCUUGUAUUUCUUUGGGGACAACAAUUUCACCGAGUGGGCAGCGCUGUUCCAGCACUACUCCCCGCCCCCCUUCGGUCUGUUGGGCACUACUGCUGCUUACAGCUUUGGGAUUGCAGGAGCCGGCUCUGGGGUGCCCUUUCACUGGCACGGGCCCGGGUUCUCGGAAGUGAUCUACGGCCGCAAGCGCUGGUUUCUGUACCCGCCUGGGAAGACACCAGAGUUCCACCCCAACAAGACCACGCUGGCCUGGCUCCAGGACACAUAUCCAGCCCUGGCACCCUCCGAGCGGCCCCUGGAGUGCACUGUGCUCUAUUUCCCUGACCGAUGGUGGCACGCCACGCUCAACCUCGACACCAGCGUCUUCAUCUCCACCUUCCUCGGCUAGCCAGCCCGCGCACGGCAGCACACGCCUGGCAGCACGCACAGAUUUUAUUGCAGGGGCAGCGCAGCAGCGGCCUCAGCCCAGCCCACCCUUCCCUGCUACUCAUGGCCCAGGCGGAGGGGAGGGGAGGGGAGGGGAGGCUGCGGCCCAGCAGCAGGAUGGGUGGGGCAGGCGGGGACGCAGACUAUGUACAGGCUGGAGCUACUGCCCAGGGCCCCUGGGCCAGGCCGCCCGCAGUGGAGCAGGCACCCCGGCCUCAGUAGUCCUCCACCCAGCCGUUCUCAGAGAUGAAGGCGUCGAUGACCUCUUUCAUGGCCAAGUUGGGGAUGAGUUGAUCCUGGGUCAGGGGGCUCCGGGUCACGGGGUCAAAGUGGCCCACACGCUGUGUGGACAGUGGGAUCAGAGGGUGCUCGUGGGCCCCACCCCCGCCCCACCCCCCAUGCCCCGGCCUCACCUGCAGGUGCUCCUCGAUGUCCUUGCGGUCGUAGGUGAUGCCGCUGGGUGUGAUGCAGGGCUCUCGCAUCAGCUCAAAGCUGAUCUUGCCACACAGGUAGUCGGGGAUGUCGCGCUUCUGCAGCAGGGGGCCAGGUCAGGGGGGGAGGGGCCCCCACCCCCCGGCCCCAGAGCCCAGCUCACCUUCCUGCGCUCGUCCACCUGGGAGAACAGCUCAUCCAUGCCCGCCAAGUACUUGUCCUGUGAGGAAGCGGCUGCGUGGGCCCCAUGCUCCCCUCCCCAACCCUGUGCAGGCACCUACCCCGCAAUCGCCAGCCCCUGCCGCGGACAGACCCGGGCGUGGGCCGGGCACCCUCACGUGCUUGGCCUCAAUGCAGGCCUGCUGGGCCCGGACGUGGCCGUCGUCCUCAUCCCCCUCGUGGCUCCGCUGACACUCGUCCAGCUCCCUGCAAUGGACCAGGAGCUGGUCAGACGUGGGGCAGACCCACCCCACCUGCGGCUGUGGCUGCGCCCCUCCUGCUUGCCAGCCCUGCUGUCAAAUAAAUGCUCGCACGGACGCUCCGCGUGGGUGACUGGGGGGCCCACCUCUCGCGCUCAGCCACGAUGAGGCGAGUGAGGUAGGCGUGCAGCUCGUUCUCCUGGUGGAUGCGCCGCUCCUCGAGGCUGUUCCAGCGCUUCUUCUUGGCAAUGCGUAAGGCGCUGGGGAUGUCGUCCCCGAAGUUGAGCCUCUGCUCCUUGGCUAGGUUGUAGGCUGGGGACCGGGAAGCCCGCGGUCACUCCUGGCCGGUGGGUGCACCCGGCCCGGGCACCCCGCCCUCCCCAGGCCCACCUCGCUGCAGGUUGGCGAUGGCCUCGUCGAAGCUCUCCAUCUCCAGCUGGCACUGCCCCAGGAAGAAGUGCGCCUUCACGGACUGGCCGUCCAGCUCCAGGGCGCGCCGGCAGUCGGCCAGGGCCUGCUCGUGCUGCUGCAUCUUCAGGUAGCACAGCGCGCGGUUGGUGUA